AUGCCCCUCCUUCACGUGGGCUCCGCCCUGCUAGUAUUGUUCCUGAUACUCCCGCAAGUACAUGCCUUCGGAGCUGGAAAUAUCGCCUCUAUCUCUGCUGUAGAAGGCAAGAACUGGCGCCAUGGUGAUAUCGAAGAUGUCCUCAAGACGCUGGCUUUCAUCUCCGGCCACAAAUGGACCUCUACCAUGAUCAAGCGCGUGUAUUUUGGUAACUGGUUGCGCGAUUACUCGCAGGCAAUGGACGUUGGAACUCUUAAAAAUCUGCAAGCCGAUACAAUCCGUGUUUUGGUGUGGGUCCUCUCGUUCCUGAGCUUCGGUUAUGCCACGGCUGAAUUCGAGGUGACUGCGGAGCGAUUGGGUGUUUACCGUCCUGAGGAACACAUCGAUAACCCCAAGGACUAUGCCGAUAACGAAGAUGCACGUCAAUAUGACAAGCGGUUGCGCCCACCCGUUCGUGCUGUUGAGCUCGAAAUCGACCCGAACACCGGUAUGAAGAACUACAUCGCCAAUGAGCGAGGCGACUGGGCCACCAGCGCGGCCUUUAUCAAGUUCAGUCUUAGCCGCAGUAUCCACUAUGGACGGACCUACACCAAUGGCGGACAUAAGAAGGGCAACGAGGAGGACCUGUGCGAAGCACUCCGGUGUCUGGGUCAAGGACUGCACACGUUGGAGGAUUUCGCUGCACACACCAACUAUGUUGAGUUGGCCUUGCGCGAGAUGGGUUUCAAUAACGUGUUUCCCCAUACGGGUACUGCCACCCAGAUCAACCUUCGAGGGCAUCACGUUUUCCCGCUUGUGACGGGAACCUUUGGUAUGGUCGAUUUCUUCCAUUCCGUGAUGGGAGAAGCAAAUGAUCAUUUCACUCAAUCUGAGGUCAACGAGAUGGAUAUUGCGCUCGGUGAUGCCGCAGCAAAUGCGCAGUCGAACAAUUCCCUUAAUGCUUUGACUGGGCUCUUGGGCAAAAUCCCCGGUACCAAGGAUCUUGUCAGUGAGGCAGAGAGUCUCAAGAGGUCGUCGGAGGCACAAGAAAUGGCCAACCGGAGCCGUAGUGCUACAACCGGCUAUGCGCAGUCGGGUUCCAAUAGUCACGAGCGAUCCCGCGCGGGGCCAACAGGCGAUAGUUCGAAGCCUAGUUCUGGGCUCAACGGCAUGCCUGAUUUCAACCCCCAGGAGACAGUAGCCAAGAUCUAUCCCAUUCUUGCAUUCCGAGAUAAGGUGAUGCGGAGCUUGAACGCAAUCAUUGAAAAGAUCCCAGGCUUGGAGUCACUCGUUGAGAAGAUCUCCGAGACUCUGACCGUUGUCGUCAUGUCACUCCUAGCGCCUUUCAUUCGACCUUUGAUCAAAGCUGCUUCCAACUCCAUUCAAACCGGAUCAGCAGGCGUUAUUGAUGCCUCUGGCAAGCACCAGUACGAACCGUGGACCGAUCCUCACUGCACCGACCCCACCCACUCCUUGCUCUCCAAGGACCACUUUGCCAACAUUCUGAACGAGCCCGCUGGACGGGUCGCCUCUUCAAUCGUGGAGUACGUCGCGCCUCGCGUUCUGUAUGCUUGGCAACACACCGAUGUCCCCGAGAGCGAGGUCCUCAAUGAUUGCAUGCAAGUCUUCCACCACCCAGCGUUGCGCAACAUGCACAUUGAUGCCCAUCGUGUAAUGUUCGAGACCGUCGAGAAAUGGGUUCACAGCCGCUCAGACCGCGGCGCUUCCCUUAACUCCGUCCUCAGCUCCGAGGGCGUGAGAUCCGGUCGUAAUACUGGUGGAGUCAGCCACACUCACAGCGAUGGUCAUAGCGGAUUUGCGGCAUUGGGUGGUGCCUCGCACGGCCAAAGCCAGAGUCACAACCAGAGCAGUAACAAUGGCGGAAAUUCAUCUGGUGGAUUCUCCUCAUUCUUCCCCCAACAAAACCAGCAACAAUCAAACAGCAGCUCCUCCGGCAUGCCCUGGGACAAACUCUCCAGCAUCCCCGGAUUGUCUAGCCUGAGCAAAUUCGAAAGUAAAAUCUCCAACUUCCUCCCUGGCGGCUUGUCACGCGAUGCAAACGACCAAGGAACCCAACAGACCCAAAACUCAUACCAGGGCUACCAGGUAGGUGGUGGGCACGAAGCCAUGCAACCUCCUCCACAGCAGUACGAAAACUACCACCAGCCUCAGCAUGUACCUCAACAGAGUCAGGGCUACCAGCAUAAUCAACAUCAGGAACAGCAUUAUGGUGGCUCGCAGAAUCAUCCGUCCUAUGUACAGCAGGAUGGCCACUUGGGCCACCCGCAGUCGCACGAUUCUCACAAUGGCCCGCCAUAUGGUUCGCAUCCGGGUUCGCAUCCGGGUCCACAUGGUGGGUUUGGACAGGGCCAGGGACAUGGUCAUGGACCUGGUCAUGGUCAUGGUCAUCCGGGUUACUAA
This is a messenger RNA of Penicillium psychrosexuale, 2400 nucleotides long. RefSeq names its product Het-C domain-containing protein. The coding region runs from base 1 to 2400 and encodes 799 amino acids. The record is from RefSeq and is a predicted model, not a curated record. The transcript has 3 exons. Lineage: Eukaryota; Fungi; Ascomycota; Eurotiomycetes; Eurotiales; Aspergillaceae.